AUGAUCUCCUCCUGCUGGUCACCUCCCUGGCAUCACGUGCUCGUUAACAUUCCAACCUUCUUCGAAAGUUACGUUCUGCCCGAGUUGCAAAAUCCUGCAGUUGAUCAGCUGUCGGUGAUCAAGGCCGAAUGCCUGCGUUACACCAUCCCCUUCCGCCGUCUCCUGCCCUCCACCACCAUACCCGUCCCGGUGAAUCUAGUGCCAAACUUCCUGGCCGCGGCCUCGCCCGUGGUGCACAACUACGCCGCUGUGCUGCUGGAGAAGCUGCUUCUCAUGACUCUGCCUGACCAACCCGUUCUGACACCGCUUCUCUCCAAGAUGGACAUAUCUGCACCGGAAUAA
Dibothriocephalus latus is the source of this 342-nucleotide messenger RNA. Lineage: Eukaryota; Metazoa; Platyhelminthes; Cestoda; Diphyllobothriidea; Diphyllobothriidae. The record is from the annotation of a GenBank genome assembly.